Messenger RNA from Lemur catta (Ring-tailed lemur), 3913 nucleotides. RefSeq names its product centrosomal protein 126 (gene CEP126). Gene Ontology annotation, cellular component: midbody; centrosome; ciliary base. The transcript has 11 exons. The record is from RefSeq and is a predicted model, not a curated record. Bases 293 to 3670 code for a protein of 1125 amino acids. Lineage: Eukaryota; Metazoa; Chordata; Mammalia; Primates; Lemuridae. Gene Ontology annotation, biological process: cytoplasmic microtubule organization; non-motile cilium assembly; mitotic spindle organization.
ACGCGGCGUCGGUUGGUUGUCAAGAUGGCGGUGGCGGGGUUCCUGCUGACACCUCUACUAUUGCCAGGGAAGGUCGCCGCUGCCGCAUCUGCCGUCGCCACUACAGCCCCCAGCGCCACUGUGCGGGAGUCAGGGCUGCCGCGGCCAACCCCUCUGCGCCGGUGACGCGGGCCCGAGAGACGGAGUGUAGGGAGGGGCCGAGGAGGAGGAGGAGGAGGAGGAGGAGGAGGAAGCCAGAACUGCCAUGAGGGAGGCGCUAGGGAGGAGCGGGCAGGCGGCGCUGAGGUGAAGGAUGCUGGCGGGGAGGCCCGGAGCCCGGAGCGCGGUCACCGGACUGGGCACUGAAUCCUCGGACACCUUCGACGGAGCCCCCCUCAGCCCUCGGGAGAGCGGCGGGCGUCGCCGACCUGGCGCUCACCUAGAUAUGAAAAUCUACCUAGAGAAGAAUUUAGAAGAAGAACGCCAAAUAUUACUGCAGCAACAAAAAAUAUGUCGAAAUCGAGCACGUAAAUAUUUUGUGGAGUCAAAUAGGAGAAAAAAAGCUUUUGAAGAGAAACGAAAAGAACAGGAGGAAAAAGAAUACCAAAUCAGAGAGCAAAUACUUCAGCAAAGAAAACAGAAGUUUGAAGAAGUUACUGAAAAAUUCCAGCGUGCCCAUAUUCCUCUUUCACAACGGAGGAAAGCAGUUUUUCAAAAACCAGUUCCUCCAUUAGAAGAGGCCCUCAAACAAAUACAGGAAUCCAAUUUAAAAUCAGAAAUAAACCUUCCCUUUUCCUACAGACCAACAAUAAACUGGAGAACUAUAGAUUCUGCCUUGCCUUCAGCAUUGUCAAAAAAUGAUCACAACCGUCAGAAACAACCCUUAUCCAAAAUCAAUUGUGAUAAAGAAAUGAAGGAAAACAUCAGGGCAAACUUGACUACUAACAAAAAUGUGUUCCAGCUUAAACUGGAGGAAACUCAGAAACUCCUAGAAGAUCAGCAUCUAAGCAGUUUGCAAAAAUUUUGUGAUGAAGUUAAUCAGAUAACCAAUUCUGAAACCCUCUCAAGUAUAGACAGUCUUGAGGCUGCAGAGCAUGAAGAAAUAUAUUUAACACUUAUUAAGGAGCCUUCUACAUCAAUCCAGCAAAAUACCAUUUCCCUCAAAUCAGCAAAUUUGCAAUCAACUAAUCUGAGCUGCUUUGACGAAGAUAAACUGUCAUUCUCUAAAACUCAACAUAUAAAUAAUUGGCUUACCAAUUUAGAUACUCCAGAUACCCAGACUGUCACACCUUUCUCAGAUAUUUUGAGUAAAUCCAAUGUUUCGCCUGCAUGGGAAUGUUUUAAUAGUCAAGAACAAAAUCUAUCUACUUUGAGUAGAACUGUGGAAAGACCCACAAAUACUGCUGAAAAUUCAGUGGCCUUUGUAUAUAGUCCACCCAUAUUUGUAGUAGAUAACAAAAGUGAAAAGACCUCUGAAACUAGCACUAUGAAGACAAUUGACUCCACUUCUGGAGCAUUCAAAAGAGAGAGGCUAUUAGUUACUGAGAACCCAACAUUUAAAUUCAGCAAAGCCUGGAGCACUUCAGAUACUCUAGCCCAGGAAGUGACUACCUUUUCAGACCAAGAGAAAUCUUCUGAAUUAACUCAAGAAAAUAGAACUUCAGUUCCUACUUCAUGCGUACCAGUGGCAACACCUUUAGUUUUGCCAUCUAAUACACCAUCAGCUAGACCUUUAGCAAAGAAUAAUAUAUACAUAAAAGAAAUAGACCCAGUACAGUGUUCUGAUAAGUUAGAUGAAUUGAAAGAUGUUAAAGAUGAAAAGAUAAAAUAUUUUCAUUGUAAUAAGGAAGAGUUGCCUUUAUUUUCAGACAGUUUUCAAGCUGCCUAUAUACCUCACAAUCCUGAUUCAAAAGAUGAAAAACAAAAAUUAGCUGAAACAUCAACAUCAUUGUCUAAUGUAAUUCCUAAUUAUGACUUAGUUGGCCAGCACAAGAAAAUGAAAUACAACAUUCAUGAGAGAAAUGGUGUGAGGUUUCUUAAAGGUAUUUUAAAGAAAGAAUCUAAAUAUGAGCAUGAUUAUCUUAAGGCACUAAUUAUAAAUCAAGGCUUGAAGUUUGGAAAUCAAAAAGCAGCAGCUAUCAGAGAUAGUAUUGAGUUAACAAAGGAAAAAGAAAAAGGUGCAGAAAUCACAAAGACUAUUAAAAAACUGAGGUGGUUUGAUGAGACUGGCAAUAUAGAAAACAGUGCUGAAGACCAUCAUUCACUGAAGAAUAAAACAGGAGUAACUCAACAAUGGUCUCAACAAUUCCACAUUAAAAGUGGUGCUGGCAGCAACACAAUUAAUGUUCCUGCUAGUGCUGAAAAUUCUGCUGAUAGAAAGAAGUCCAAGGAUGAUUAUUUCUCAGAAAAUGUCACUGUUUUAGGAGGAUCUGGAACAGACCAUGUCCCUUUAAACUGUUUUAUACCUUCAGGUUGUAACUUUGCUAAACAAGCCUGGCCAGCCUCAAAAAAAGAGGAAAGUAAAAUCCCCGUCCAUAAUGGUGAUUCUAAAACCCAGAAAGGUAACCCACAAAGAGGUGGAGCAAAAGUAAUUAGAAGAACAGGAUCUGCAAAAGUCCAAUCAGGCUAUAUAUAUACAAACAGAAGAGGCACUGUCAUUAACCCACAGUCUGCAAGCAAAGUCAACACAUUUAUACAAGCUCAAGGUAAACUAAUUAUGCCUCAUCCUCCUCCUAAAUCUACAUCAAAUAUUAGAAGUGGUAAAAAUAUACAAGUGUCUCAGUGUCAAUCAGUAAUACCUGAAGAUUCUCAAAACAUUAUGACACAUAACUGUUUUAAUUCAAAACAUGUGCUUCCAACAGAACACAAUUCGAAUCAGUGGAAUCAAGAAAGUAGUCCACUCUCAAAUGCUGGUUCUGACCUAGUCACUGUGAUACCAUCUUUACCAUCUUAUUAUUCUUCUGAGUGCCAAACUUUAACAAAAAUAAAUUAUUCAAAUGGCACUCAAACAGUUGCCCAGCAAAGUGGGACAUUAUAUUGUACACAAAGAAGUCCUGUUUAUGAAGAAAGUUAUCAGUCUGUGACUCUUAAAACUACUGAAGAAGAAUCAGUUCCCUUGAGGAAAAGAGGGCAUAAUAUCCUGCAUCAAAAUGAGAGGGCUGCUGAUUCUACUGUUAUGAGAAGAAAACAAAUUGUCAAAAAUAAACGGAGAAGUCUUUUAGAGAAGAAAAGACAAAACCCUGGAUCUGCAGGACAGAAGUAUGAUAAGCAAAUGAAUAAUUUUAGACAAGGUAUACAGCUAAGUUCAAGUGAGCCAAAACAAACUACAAGGGGUACUUCUAAUAUUGAAGAAGUUUCAGAUAGUACCGCUGAGUUUUUGAUGGCUGAAAACCUAGUGAAAGCAUCAGUACCUGAGGAUGAAAUUCUAACUGUCAUGAAUAGCAAGCUGCUACAGAAACCAAAUAUGGCUUUAAAUGAGACACAGCAACUCAACAUCUGCACACUGUCAGCUGAAGAACAGAAGAUUCUACAGUCCCUUAAUCAUCUCAAUGAAAGGUUACACUAUGUACAAGAAACCAUUUGCAAAAAUCCAUCCAUCAAAAAUACUUUACAAAUAAUACCAUUUCUGAACACCCAGCCAAGGACCAGUCUAUCUCCUGAUGUUGGAUCCAGAUUGCAAAGAAAAUACUGAUGAAGUAUAACAGUAACUAUUAAAUAGAAUCAUUAUUUUUCAGAUCUCCUGUAAAUAUAUCAUAUUUCUGUAUUUGUUAAUGAUUUAAAACAUUAUAACUGUAAAAUAAAGGUAAAUCAUAACAUAGGUAAUAGAGAUAAAAUGAUUAGUUUACAUUUAUGCUAUAAAUUAUACUUUAUUAUGUAUUUUAUUGAUAAAUAUAUUUUAAUGAAUGGAAAUACUUCAUGGUUUUCAAUAAGCAUG